Thermothielavioides terrestris NRRL 8126 is the source of this 1593-nucleotide messenger RNA. RefSeq lists its product as uncharacterized. Gene Ontology annotation, biological process: biosynthetic process. The record is from RefSeq and is a predicted model, not a curated record. NCBI's taxonomy places the organism in Eukaryota, Fungi, Ascomycota, Sordariomycetes, Sordariales, Chaetomiaceae. Gene Ontology annotation, cellular component: cytoplasm. The transcript has 5 exons. Bases 156 to 1481 code for a protein of 441 amino acids.
CCGCCAUCUCGAUUCAGGGGAUUGGGCGUCAUUAUUCCGUGCCUCCAUCCUCCGAUUUGGAGACCUGUAUUCUGCCCCUCCCCGUCCGUCUUCGCUCAGUAUCUCCUGUAUUUCUACGCGAACAACAGCAGACUGCAGUCGAUAGCACAUUCGCCAUGUCUCUGCAGAUUCCGCUCCGCGAAAGGUCGAACGGCGUUGCUGGCGCAACAAAGGCCGUCAUUCUGGUCGGCGGCGCCUCGCGCGGCACCCGCUUCCGCCCACUCUCGCUCGACGUCCCCAAGCCUCUCUUUGACGUCGCCGGCCACCCCAUCAUCUGGCACUGCCUGACCGCGAUCGAGAAAGUCCCCUCCAUUCAGGAGGUCUACCUGAUCGGCUACUACGAGGAAUCCGUCUUCCGCGACUUCAUUAAAGAUGCGUCGACACAGUUCCCCAACCUGACCAUCAAGUACCUCCGCGAAUACCAGGCCCUGGGCACCGCCGGCGGCCUGUACCACUUCCGCGACGCCAUCCUCAAGGGCCGCCCCGAACACAUCUUCGUGCUGAAUUCGGACGUGUGCUGCAGCUUCCCGCUCAACGAGAUGCUCAAGCUGGCGCAGGAGAAGGAUGCCGAGGCCGUCAUCCUGGGCACGCGGGUCAGCGAGGAGGCCGCCACCAACUUUGGCUGCAUCGUGUCCGACGCGCACACGCGCCGCGUGCUGCACUACGUCGAGAAGCCCGAGAGCUACAUCUCCAACCUCAUCAACUGCGGCGUCUAUCUCUUCUCCACCGACGCCAUCUUCCCGUCCAUCCGCACCGCCAUCAAGCGCCGCACCGACAGGCCGCGCCUUGCAUCCUACCGCUCGUCCGAGAACCUGGCUAGCUCUUUCAUGCUCGACGACGAGGCGGAGAGCGAGAAGAACGAGGUGAUCCGCCUCGAGCAGGACAUCCUCAGCGACAUGGCCGACAACAAGCAGUUCUUCGUGUACGAGACCAAGGACUUCUGGCGCCAGAUCAAGACGGCUGGCUCCGCCAUUCCCGCCAACGCGCUCUACCUCCAGAAGGCCAUGCAGAACGGGUCGCAGGAACUCGCCCCGCCCUCGGCCAACAUCAUCCCGCCCGUCUACAUUCACCCGACCGCGCACGUGCACCCGACCGCCAAGCUGGGCCCCAACGUCUCGAUCGGCCCGCGCGCCACCGUCGACGCCGGCGCCCGCGUCAAGGAAUCCAUCGUGCUGGAGGACGCCGAGAUCAAGCACGACGCCUGCGUGCUGUAUUCGAUUAUCGGUUGGAGCAGCCGCGUGGGCGCCUGGGCCCGCGUCGAGGGCACCCCGACCCCGGUCACGAGCCACAACACAAGCAUCGUCAAGAACGGCGUCAAGGUGCAAGCCAUCACCAUCCUCGGCAAGGAGUGCGCGGUGGGUGAUGAGGUACGAGUGCAGAACUGUGUCUGCCUGCCGUUUAAGGAACUUAAGAGGGAUGUCGCCAACGAGGUUAUUAUGUGAAGUGGCGGAGACAGGGCAAAAGAGCGAUACCAAGUCGUCCUAGCCACCGCCAAGUGACUGCGCUCCCGUGCCCGAUGUUGUCCCAGAGGAGAGAAGACAUGAGACUCCGCCG